ACGCUACGCUUUAUAAUACUGACAGCAAACGGUGAAAACGCAUUCAUUUCGUUUUGGUGAAAUUUCCAUCGAAAACAACAGUGUUCUCUCUUCGCUUGGAAACAAAUUUAGGGUUUCAAAGUUUGUUCAUCAGCUCGACACGAUGUCCGGAAGACGGGUACCGGCCAACGAGGAUCUCUCGAACGUGGAGUUCGAAACGAGCGAGGAUGUCGAGGUGCUGCCAACUUUCAAUUCUAUGGGCCUCCGCGAGGAGUUGCUGAGAGGUGUUUAUGCUUACGGUUUCGAGAAGCCGUCAGCUAUCCAACAGCGAAGUAUUUUACCGAUAGUGAAAGGACGUGAUGUUAUCGCGCAGGCACAAUCCGGAACGGGUAAAACGGCUACCUUCUCGAUUUCCAUCCUGCAGUCGAUGGAUACAACUCUCCGCGAAACCCAGGUUCUCUGUUUGUCGCCAACGCGUGAGCUGGCCGUUCAGAUCCAGAAAGUUAUUCUUGCGCUGGGAGAUUUUAUGAACGUUCAGUGUCACGCCUGCAUUGGUGGAACCAAUCUGGGAGAGGACAUUCGCAAACUGGAUUACGGUCAACAUGUGGUCAGUGGAACGCCCGGACGAGUGUUCGAUAUGAUCAAACGACGCGUGCUGAGAACGCGUUCGAUUAAGAUGUUGGUGCUGGACGAAGCCGACGAGAUGUUGAACAAGGGCUUCAAGGAGCAGAUCUACGAUGUGUAUCGGUAUCUUCCGCCGGCAACGCAGGUGGUGCUGAUUUCCGCUACCCUUCCCCAUGAGAUACUCGAGAUGACAUCCAAGUUUAUGACUGAUCCAAUCCGUAUUUUGGUCAAACGUGAUGAGUUGACACUGGAAGGAAUCAAGCAGUUCUUCGUAGCAGUUGAGCGCGAGGAGUGGAAGUUCGAUACUCUGUGCGAUCUGUACGAUACACUGACCAUCACUCAGGCGGUCAUCUUCUGCAAUACCAAACGCAAGGUGGACUGGUUGACGGAAAAAAUGCGCGAAGCGAACUUCACCGUCAGUUCGAUGCACGGCGAUAUGCCCCAGAAAGAGCGUGAUGAAAUUAUGAAGGAGUUCCGCUCCGGUCAGAGUCGGGUACUGAUUACCACGGAUGUGUGGGCCCGAGGUAUCGAUGUGCAGCAGGUUUCGCUGGUAAUCAAUUACGAUCUCCCGAACAAUCGUGAGUUGUACAUUCAUCGUAUCGGUCGAUCGGGUCGUUUCGGGCGCAAGGGUGUGGCGAUUAACUUUGUCAAGAGCGACGAUAUUAGGAUUCUUCGAGAUAUUGAGCAGUACUAUUCGACCCAGAUCGACGAAAUGCCAAUGAAUGUGGCGGAUUUGAUUUAAAUGUUGAUGGAGGAGUUUUCCUUUUUUUGCGUAUUUAAAUUAUUAACGGCUAAGUAAACUGAAAAAAGCUAUAAGUAGGACGAGAAUGGAAAAAAAUCACGUAAGCUUGUACCUAGUAAGUGGUAUUUGCAAAGGAAUACUGUAGAAAAAUGCAACAUGUAAUAUUUCAAUGAAGUAAUAAAAGGUAUUUUUCAUUAAA
Messenger RNA from Toxorhynchites rutilus septentrionalis, 1544 nucleotides. Its product is annotated as eukaryotic initiation factor 4A-III. The coding region runs from base 143 to 1345 and encodes 400 amino acids. Gene Ontology annotation, cellular component: nucleolus; catalytic step 2 spliceosome. The transcript has 3 exons. NCBI's taxonomy places the organism in Eukaryota, Metazoa, Arthropoda, Insecta, Diptera, Culicidae. Gene Ontology annotation, molecular function: RNA helicase activity; ATP binding; mRNA binding. The record is from RefSeq and is a predicted model, not a curated record.